This is a messenger RNA of Zymoseptoria tritici IPO323, 2661 nucleotides long. RefSeq names its product putative neutral trehalase (gene NTC1). The transcript is spliced from 3 exons. The record is from RefSeq and is a predicted model, not a curated record. NCBI's taxonomy places the organism in Eukaryota, Fungi, Ascomycota, Dothideomycetes, Mycosphaerellales, Mycosphaerellaceae. Gene Ontology annotation, biological process: trehalose catabolic process. The coding region runs from base 1 to 2661 and encodes 886 amino acids. Gene Ontology annotation, cellular component: cytoplasm. Gene Ontology annotation, molecular function: alpha,alpha-trehalase activity; calcium ion binding.
AUGAGCACGCAGAAAUCCGAGCUCGCAGUUCACCAACCCACCCCCAACGAACACCACGCUCACUUCGAGCAAAUCGCCGAGAACCGCAACGGAGAGCAGGCGGUCUCGCUCGAUACAGACCCGUACGCUGCGCCCAACGUCUACUAUGGCGCCAGCCACAAUCCUAGAAAGGUUGCAAAGAGCCGGACAUACUCUGCAGCACCUCUGCUGACAGCAAAACCCACGCAGAUCGAUCAUGCCUCGCGUAACACGAUAGCAACGAACUACAAGACGCCUGGAAGGCGCACCAGUCAUGAUGCCACGGGUAAUGCCCCACGCCGCUUCCUGAUCGAUGUCAAGGAUACUCUCAAGACUCUUCUCGAUCGUGAGGACACCGACGGCAAUGUGCAGAUCACUAUCGAGGACACCGGUCCAAAGACCAUUGAGCUGGGGACAGCUGCCUCUGGCGGCUAUCGUCGAUUCGAUGUUCGCGGCACGUAUAUGCUCAGCAAUCUUCUGCAGGAGCUCACAUUGGCCAAGAAGUUUGGUCGCAAGCAAAUUGUUCUUGACGAAUCUCGCUUGAACGAGAAUCCGGUCAAUCGACUCGCUCGCCUGAUCAAGGACCAAUUCUGGCCAAACUUGACAAGACGGAUCGAUGGGUCCAACAUUGCCACGGUCGCCAGAGAUCCCAAGGACUGGACAUCCGAUCCCCGACCACGUAUCUACAUUCCGGUUGGGGCCCCUGAACAGUUCCAGUACUACUCACGGAUCGCCCGAGAGCAUCCCAACAUGCGAUUGGACGUUCAAUGGCUGAAGGAGGGAGGCGCAGAUGAUGAUGAAUACGUACGUGAUCUCAACAAUGCUCCUGGCUUGCUCGCCGUGGCCAUGGAACGUGUCCAGGACACUCCGCAAGGCGAACCAGAUUUCAAGGGUCUGCCAUUCGUGGUUCCAGGCGGUCGUUUCAACGAGCUGUACGGCUGGGACAGCUACAUGGAGACUCUUGGACUUCUGAUCAACGGACGAUCGGACCUUUGCGUUGCGAUGGUCAAGCACUUCUGCUUCUGCAUUCGACACUAUGGAAAGAUUCUCAACGCCAAUCGCUCAUACUACCUCCGCCGAUCGCAGCCACCUUUCCUCACAGACAUGGCAUUGCGUGUCUACGACCACAUCAAGAGCGAGCCGGGUAGCUUGGACUUCCUUCGAGACGCCACUCUCGCUGCCAUCAAGGACUACUACACGACCUGGAUGUCCAAGCCUCGCUUCGAUGAGGCAUCUGGUCUCUCACGCUACGUUCCAGGUGGCCUUGGUGUCCCGCCAGAGACCGAGGCAUCUCACUUCGUGCACGUUCUCACACCGUACGCGGACAAGCACGGGUUGGACUUCAAGGAGUUCGUGAACCAAUACAACAGCGGCCAGAUCAAAGAGCCAGAGCUCGAUGAGUACUUUCUCCAUGAUCGCUCUGUGCGUGAGUCCGGCCACGACACAUCGUACCGUCUUGAGCGGGUUAGUGCCCACCUCGCCACGAUCGAUCUCAACUCGUUGCUGUACAAGUACGAGGCCGACAUUGCACGGCUCAUUCGUGCGUUCUUUGGAGAUCGUCUGACCAUACCAAAGGAGUGGCAAGCUCCAGGAAAGGAAAACUUCGAGACGUCAUCCACCUGGGACCGCCGCGCCAAGAAGCGUCGCCAAAUCAUGGACAAGCUGAUGUGGAACGAAGCCAAAGGCAUGUACUUUGACUACAACACUGUUGAAAAGCAGCAGACUGGCUAUGAGAGUGCCACCACAUUCUGGGCCAUGUGGGCUGGUGUCGCCACUCCUCGUCAAGCUCAGGUUAUGGUCGAGAAGGCCCUGCCUCGUUUCGAGGUGCACGGAGGAUUGGUCAGUGGUACCGAGGAGAGUCGUGGUCCGGUCGGUGUGCAUCGACCAAACAGACAAUGGGACUUUCCUUUCGGCUGGGCUCCUCAGCAGAUCCUCGCCUGGACCGGUAUGCUUCGCUACGGUUUCGAAGAAGAGGCUCAGCGCCUGGCUUACCGCUGGAUCUACAUGGUCACCAAAGCCUUCGUCGACUUCAACGGUAUUGUGGUGGAGAAGUACGAUGUCACUCGGCAGGUAGAUCCACACAAGGUCACUGCCGAAUACGGCAAUCAAGGCAGUGACUUCAAGGGCGUGGCUACGGAGGGCUUCGGCUGGGUCAAUGCUUCCUACAUCUAUGGUCUGCAGAUCAUGGACACGCACAUGAAACGUGCUCUGGGCGCCGUCACGACUUGGGACACUUUCAAGCGUAUGACUGAGACGCAGAGCGGCUUUGACGCCUUGUUGCCUGGCCAUGCGGAGUCUCACGCAUCUACCUCGCCUUCAGGAAGUCACUACCUGGGCACUCCUGGAUCGUCUGACUCCGGACACAACGAUGUCCAUCUGGCCGCAGGGAAGCCGACCGUCUUCGUCAAAGCCCAGGUGGUCGACCAUCUUCACACCGUGAACGAGGGUGAUGACAAUGAGCAGCAGCACGUCACCAUGGAGCUGCCCAGGCACCAGGAGGCGAUGAAGAGCGAAGAGUGGGUCAAGCUUGACGAGGGCUUCGAGCAGAACGACGAGCAGAACGACGAGCAGCAUCGUCAGCACAAAGACCGUCACCACCAUCAUGGGCACCACCACAGCAGCGUUAAUGGCGGCCAUGAAUAG